ACUUUAUAAGAGCCAAAAGAAUCAACACAAGCCAGGAGACAUGGACUUAGCUUCCAAUAAGAACACAACAGCUAACUCUAAUGAUAUAGAUCCAACCGUAAAACCUAAGUCGCCUAGACCAAACAACAUACAAGCCUCUUCAUUUUCGCUUAAACUAGGAGACAAUGUUCCAAGGAACCCUCAUUUUGAUCUCAAGAAGAUGGAUCCUCUCGUCAGACAUCAACCCUCAAAGUCUCUUGAACCUCCUUCCUCAGCCAGAGGAACCAACGAGAGUGAUAGCUUAGAAGCCAAGAAAAAUGCUCUUAAAAAUCUUUAUUAUGAUCCCAAGAAGAUUGUUCCUUUAACAACACCUGAAACACAAUCCCCAAGCGCCAGAGCUCAUAACCACCACAGCAAAAACUCUCCAGACAGCAAGAGAGCCCCCAGACAGAAUGGAGAUUAUGGCUAUGGUGAUAACUCGGUGGGCCCAUCAGUUACACCUUUCAAGCCUCACACGGGAGGAGACGUGAGGUGGGAGGCUAUCAACUCAGUCACUUCAAGAGGUCCUCAAAUAGGUCUAGACAGCUUCAGGCUUCUGAAACGUCUAGGGUAUGGGGACAUAGGCAGUGUCUAUCUCGCUGACCUACAAGGGACCAAUGCGGUUUUCGCCAUGAAGGUGAUGGAUAAGGCUUCGUUGAUUAGUAGAAAUAAGUUGCUUAGGGCUCAGACAGAAAGAGAGAUCCUAUCUCUGCUUGAUCAUCCCUUCUUGCCGACGUUAUAUUCUUACUUCGAGACUGAGAAGUUCUACUGCUUGGUCAUGGAGUUCUGCAGCGGGGGGAAUCUCCAUUCUCUUAGACAGAAGCAGCCCAACAGGCGUUUCACUGAAGAAGCUGCAAGGUUCUACACUUCUGAAGUGUUGUUGGCGUUGGAGUAUCUACACAUGCUGGGGGUUGUGUACAGAGACUUGAAGCCAGAGAACAUCCUAGUCCGUGACGAAGGCCACAUAAUGCUUUCCGACUUCGACCUCUCCCUCCGUUGCACCUUCAACCCCACACUCGUCAAGUCCACCUCAGUCUGCAGCACUGGAAAUGCCAUCCUCAACGAAGAGUUCGCCGUCAACGGCUGCAUGCAUCCCGCAGCCUUCCUCCCACGCCUCCUCCCUUCCAAGAAAACCCGUAAAGCCAAAUCCGACUCCGGCCUAGGCGGCCUCUCCAUGCCAGAGCUGAUGGCAGAGCCAACGGACGUGCGUUCAAUGUCCUUUGUGGGUACACACGAGUACCUAGCUCCAGAGAUCAUACGCGGAGAGGGACACGGGAGUGCUGUGGACUGGUGGACGUUCGGGAUCUUCCUAUACGAGCUCUUACACGGGAUGACACCGUUCAAAGGUCAGGGCAACAGAGCCACGCUACAAAACGUGGUGGGCAAGCCACUGAAGUUCCCUGACACCCCUCACGUGAGCUCGGCGGCGCGUGAUCUCAUCCGCGGCCUGUUAGCGAAAGAUCCUCAUAGAAGAAUCGCUUACACGAGGGGAGCUACGGAGAUAAAGCAGCAUCCUUUCUUUGAAGGUGUGAACUGGGCUCUGGUGCGUAGCGCCUCUCCGCCUCAUAUUCCUGACCCUGUUGACUUGGGACCGUUGACCGCUGCGAGAGGGAAGUCCAAGGGAUAUGGAGGUGGUGGUGAUCAGUAUAACUCAGCUAAGCAUGAUGCUCAGGUUGCUUGUGCUGCUGGUCCCGCCACUCCAACUGAUGAUACUGCUUAUGUAGACUUCGAGUACUUUUAG
Molecule: messenger RNA, 1759 nt
Organism: Raphanus sativus (radish)
Lineage: Eukaryota; Viridiplantae; Streptophyta; Magnoliopsida; Brassicales; Brassicaceae
Product: serine/threonine-protein kinase AGC1-5
Exons: 2
Coding region: 41-1759 (572 amino acids)
Biological process (GO): protein phosphorylation
Cellular component (GO): nucleus; cytoplasm; plasma membrane
Molecular function (GO): protein serine/threonine kinase activity; ATP binding
Source: RefSeq, a predicted model, not a curated record